UAAUUAACCUUUUACUAUUCCCACACACAACAACACAAAGCAAACAAAAAAAAACAAAAACUCUCUUUCUUUAGAUUCAUUAGCAAAUCCUCUCUAAGAGUUUUUUUUUUUCCGCAACUUCGAAGAAGAAAGAGAACGAUGGCUCGUACAAAGCAAACCGCUAGGAAAUCCACCGGAGGUAAAGCUCCCAGGAAACAGCUUGCCACCAAGGCGGCGAGGAAAUCAGCGCCAACCACCGGAGGAGUCAAGAAGCCACACCGUUACCGUCCAGGAACCGUGGCUCUUCGUGAGAUUCGUAAGUACCAGAAGAGUACUGAAUUGUUGAUCCGCAAGCUUCCCUUCCAGCGUCUUGUUCGUGAGAUUGCUCAGGACUUCAAGACGGAUCUGAGGUUCCAGAGUCACGCUGUGUUAGCUCUUCAGGAGGCGGCUGAGGCAUACCUAGUUGGUUUGUUUGAAGAUACCAAUCUCUGCGCAAUUCACGCUAAAAGGGUUACAAUCAUGCCUAAGGACAUUCAACUUGCUAGGAGAAUUCGUGGAGAGCGUGCUUAAGAGUUUCUUCAGUUUUUUUUUAGAGAUUACGAAUGAUGAUGGAUGAUGUUUUAGGAUAAUGUUUGGAUUCUUUUUUUUUUUACUUUUGCUUUCUGUAAUUUCCAUUACUAAGUGUUGAUCGUUGAACAGCUUUCUUUAUUCAUAACAAUGAUAAAAAGUCUUUUCCUUAUUUUUUUUAA
Messenger RNA from Camelina sativa (false flax), 728 nucleotides. RefSeq names its product histone H3.3. Gene Ontology annotation, cellular component: nucleosome. NCBI's taxonomy places the organism in Eukaryota, Viridiplantae, Streptophyta, Magnoliopsida, Brassicales, Brassicaceae. The record is from RefSeq and is a predicted model, not a curated record. Gene Ontology annotation, molecular function: structural constituent of chromatin; protein heterodimerization activity; DNA binding.